AGGAACUUUUUUCUUCUAUCAAACUAAAGAUCAGAAGACUGAAGAUGACAACGAACAGGAUAAAAAGCAGCGCAGCGGUUUGCGUACCAAACGGACUCACUCAGAAGUCUAAAGAAGUGGAGGAACGGGGCCGCUGGGGGACCAAGGCGGAGUUCAUCCUCACGGUGAUGGGGGCAAUUAUCGGCCCUGGAAAUAUUUGGAGGUUUCCAUACUUGUGCUACAGGAACGGAGGGGGUGUGUUUUUCAUCCCAUACAUCGUGUUCAUACUUACGUGUGGAAUACCCCUGUUCUUUCUUGAGACUGCGUUAGGGCAGUACACCAGCCAGGGGGGGAUCACAUGCUGGAGGAAGAUUUGUCCGCUUUUUCAAGGCAUCGGUUAUGCCAGUCACCUUAUCAUCGCAUUCAGCGCCACUUCAUACAUCAUAAUUCUUGCUUGGGCGUUUUUUUACCUGUUCUCCUCCUUCAGCUCAGACCUGCCAUGGGCUUCAUGUGGGAAUUACUGGAACUCAGACUCAUGCUUCGACAGCCGUCUGAAUCUGAGCCUGGAAUCACGACUGAACACUACGCUCCCCGUUGUAGAGUUCUGGCAACAYCGAGUUCUAAAGAUCUCUGGUGGGAUCGAGGAGGUGGGCGGCCUGAGGUGGGAACUGGCGCUGUGCCUCAUCCUGAGCUGGAUCAUCUGCUACUUCUGUGUCUGGAAAGGAAUCAAGUCAACAGGAAAGGCAGCGUACUUCACAGCCACCUUUCCUUAUGUCAUGCUGUUUAUUCUGCUGAUACGAGGCGUGACCCUCCCAGGAGCUCUGGAUGGGAUCAUUUAUUAUCUCUACCCUGACAUCUCUCGCCUCUCAGAUCCCCAGGUCUGGAUGGAUGCUGGUACUCAGAUCUUCUUCUCCUACGCAAUCGGCCUUGGUUUCCUCACUUCUCUUGGGAGUUAUAACUCCUUCAACAAUAACUGUUACAGGGACUGUUUCUACUUGUGCCUGCUGAACAGCGCCACCAGCGUUGYGGCUGGCUUUGCCAUUUUCUCCGUUUUGGGCUUCAUGACGUUCGAACAAGGCGUGAACAUUUCUGAAGUAGCAACGUCAGGCCCUGGGUUGGCCUUCAUUGUGUAUCCGCGCGCUGUGGCCAUGAUGCCCAUGCCUCAGGUGUGGUCCGUGUGUUUCUUCCUCAUGAUUAUUCUGCUUGGACUAGACAGCCAGUUUGUUGGUAUAGAGUGUGUGAUGACRUCUCUGGUCGAUCAUUUCCCUUCUUACCUGCAUGAAGGCUACAGGCRGGAGCUGCUUCUGCUUCUUAUGUCCUGCAUCUUCUGCAUGUUUGGAUUCCUACUCGUUACUGAGGGUGGGAUUUACCUGCUGCAGCUGUUGGACCACCACGUCUGCAGCGGCUCCACCCUGCUGAUCCUCUCGUUCUGCCAGUCGGUCAGCAUUGGCUGGGUCUAUGGUGCAGAUCGUUUCAACGAUAACAUCAAGGAGAUGAUUGGCUAUCAUCCAUUUCCUUUCAUGAAGUACUGCUGGCAGUACAUCACUCCUCUGGUUUGCUUUGRAACCUUCAUCUUCUCGAUUAUCAAAUAUACUCCACUGAAGUUCAGUAACUCCUACGUUUAUCCGCUAUGGGCAAAUGUCCUGGGAUGGUUUUUUGCCACAGUUUCUCUUUCGCUCAUCCCUCUGUUUGUGCUUUUCAAAUUGAUCARAGGCCGAGGCACACUCCGACAGCGUUUCCUAUCGCUCUGUAAGCCGGUUGCUACCUUGGACCAAAUACACAGYACUUCCACACCGGAGAGCGACAGCAGCGCUCCGCACACAGAGCUCAAACCUCUGACCCAGACGGCCGGACUCACUCAGUUAGAACCARCAAACUGACCGUCUACUAGCAGAGAGAUCCAGGUCUGAAUCACUGAAUGUUCAGACAACAUAAUCCUUCGAACCGAAGCCGGAGAAUGACCCAUCCAGGUCCACCAUCUACCUUCAGCCACCUCUCAAACAAAGUCUAUUUUCUGUAUAUAUUUUCAUAUAUCUAUUUUUACAUCAUUGGAGCUCCUGGGUUUGCUGUAGAUGAACAUGAAGAAUAAAGAUGUAACCAAACAAAGCAAAUUAUAAAGCACAUYAGGUGUAA
This is a messenger RNA of Poecilia reticulata (guppy), 2112 nucleotides long. RefSeq names its product sodium- and chloride-dependent GABA transporter 2-like. Gene Ontology annotation, molecular function: gamma-aminobutyric acid:sodium:chloride symporter activity. Gene Ontology annotation, biological process: amino acid transport; nitrogen compound transport; sodium ion transmembrane transport. The record is from RefSeq and is a predicted model, not a curated record. Gene Ontology annotation, cellular component: plasma membrane; cell projection. NCBI's taxonomy places the organism in Eukaryota, Metazoa, Chordata, Actinopteri, Cyprinodontiformes, Poeciliidae.